CUUGCAACUUCAAUCUUCUACCAUCAACCACCAUUUUACGCCCUGCCACACCACGAUCCUGCCAGCGGCCCAUCACAGCGCUGAUAAUGCGGAUAAUACAUAUUUGAUACCGUGCGCAAGCAAGCACGCGCCAUGUCGGUCGCGCAGCAGCAGUCGUACCAGCUCUCCGACUACCUGGAGAAGCUGCCCGGCACCACCUUUCGGAAGCUCUACCAGCAGCCCUCAACAGCCUUUGCCAUAUUCCGCCGCAUGCUGCCGCCCUUGGCCAAGGUAUUUGUCCAGGCUCUCCUCUACGCACCCGCGCCGUUACUGCUCUCCGAGCUCGACGUCUGGGUGCGCCCAGAGGGCAAGAUGCACCGCGACCGCGCCCUCUCCAUCCUCCGGUCGCUGCACAUCAUCCAGAUCACCCCACCCGGAAAGGACAAGCCGCAAGAAAUGCAGCUCACCACGAACUUUAGGAACAGCAUGCGUUUGGCCCUCGAGGGCGGCGGUUCCCACAACAGCUUCGGUGUGCCGAGCACGCUACCCGUCGAUCCGCGCAUCGACAUCGCCUAUCUCGAUCACUACGCCCGCAAGAAGUGGGAGGAUAUUCUACACUACAUUGUAAACAGUGUUCCCGUGGAUGGAGAGACAGGAGGCGGCGGCAGCAGUUUUUCUGGAGGCCCUAAGGCGAGCGUCAAGGAUUUGCUGCUGAUAGGGCGUCUCGUCGAGCGACGGCCGGACACGAGAGGCGGAGUGGGAAUUACUCAGGCCGGAUUUACUUUCUUACUGCAAGAGGCAAACGCCCAGGUCUGGACGUUGCUUUUGCUCUGGCUCGAGGCGGCCGACCGUGCUAAAAGCGCAGCCGAGCAGGCCAAAGGGCCGGCAAGUAAUGCCGCAAAAAGCGACAGCAUCGACAUGCUUUCGUUCCUCUUCAUGCUCGCCUCGCUCGAGCUUGGCCGCGCCUACGACACUGACGCGCUCACCGAGACCCGGCGCAACAUGCUCCCCGCGCUCGUCGAUUUUGGGUUGAUAUACAUCCCCCGCGAGGACACGCGCCAAUAUUUCCCUACCCGCCUCGCCACAACCCUGACCAGCUCUGCCUCGGCCCUCCGCUCCGUCUCCUCCGGCUUCAGCGCCGCAACCGCCAACAACCUGGGCGACGCCGCCAGCCUCGGCACGACGCCCGACUCGUCCGGCGCCAGCAAGGGCUCCAUCAUUAUUGAGACCAACUACCGUCUCUACGCCUACACGUCGUCGCCCCUGCAGAUCGCCGUGCUGGCCCUCUUCACCCACCUCAACAUGCGCUUCCCGGGCAUGGUGACGGGCCGGCUGACGCGCGACUCGAUCCGCCGCGCCAUCGGCUUCGGCAUCACGGCCGACCAGAUCAUCAGCUACCUGGCGUCGCACGCCCACGAGCAAAUGGUGCGCGCUGCCGCGGCUACCGGUAGGCCCGUGCUGCCGCCGACGGUGGUGGACCAGAUCCGGCUGUGGCAGAUCGAGAACGAGCGCAUGACGACGUCGGCGGGCUUCCUGUUCAAGGACUUUGACUCGCUCGAGGAGUACGUCUCGCUGAGCAGCUACGCCGAGGAGAUUGGCGUGCUGAUGUGGAAGAGCGACCGCAAGAGAAUGUUUUAUGCCAACAAGAUUGAGCAGUUGAGGGAUUACCUUAAGAGUCGGAAAAAGGCCGAGUAGGGUCAGGGAGGUGCAACGGCGAGACGGGAACUACAACUAAUGGCUGCAUGGGAUAAGGCUUCGCAUUCGGAAGGGGAGUUACGCGGCGUUUUAAGAGACGGUGCCCUCGGCGGCUUUUUUUAGGGAGAAGUUCUAGGGACCAUGAAUUGAUGACACAUUGUCGUUUCUACUCUGUAUGGCUGCCCUACCCAGCUCCAACAUAAAGCCGAAUCCA
Parathielavia appendiculata is the source of this 1888-nucleotide messenger RNA. Its product is annotated as transcription factor Tfb2. Gene Ontology annotation, cellular component: transcription factor TFIIH core complex; transcription factor TFIIH holo complex. The transcript has a single exon. Gene Ontology annotation, molecular function: ATPase activator activity; double-stranded DNA binding. The record is from RefSeq and is a predicted model, not a curated record. Bases 133 to 1674 code for a protein of 513 amino acids. Gene Ontology annotation, biological process: nucleotide-excision repair. Lineage: Eukaryota; Fungi; Ascomycota; Sordariomycetes; Sordariales; Chaetomiaceae.